UGCUCCACACCAGUUGUUCUCCACACGUCUUCCACUCAUCACAAACUGAGGCCAGGAAGAAGACAGUCACAUACAGUCGAACACACGUUCCAGACAUAGGACCGAAGACCACAAAGUGAAGACCAGUUCCAGGGGAAGCAGGGAUCUUUGCCCCUUACAUUUAGACCACAGCGUUGUCCAGUAUGGAGCUUUUCGAGACCAACGCUUACUUCUUUCCUGACCAGCGCUUCUAUGAAGGAGGGGACAGCUACUUCCCCUCUCGACUGCCUGGGGCGUAUGACCAAACCGGCUACCAGGACAGGAACUCCAUGAUGGGCUUGUGUGGGAAUCUGUCUGGGGGUGUUGGAGUUGGGGUGACAGGUACAGAAGACAAAGCCUCUCCAUCCAGCCUGUCCCCUCACUCUGAGCCUCACUGCCCAGGUCAGUGCCUGCCUUGGGCCUGUAAACUGUGUAAAAGGAAGACAGUGACCAUGGACCGUCGCAGAGCUGCCACACUGAGGGAGAAGAGACGCCUGAAGAAGGUGAACGAGGCCUUCGAUGCUCUGAAGAGGAGCACCCUGAUGAACCCCAACCAGAGGCUGCCGAAGGUGGAGAUCUUGCGGAGCGCCAUUCAGUACAUCGAAAGGCUGCAGGCUCUGGUGUCCUCCCUUAACCAGCAGGACACUGAGACGGGACAAGGACUGCACUACCGACCCACUGCAGGCCAGCCUAGAGUGUCGUCGUCAAGCGAGCCCAGUUCGGGCAGCACCUGCUGCAGUAGCCCAGAGUGGAGCAGCACUCCAGAGCAGUGCACGCAGAGCUACAGCAGCGAGGAGCUCCUGAGUGCUGCUGAAUCUCCAGAGCAUGGGAACAUGCAUGCCUUAACCUCCAUUGUGGACGGCAUCUCUCCGGCUAACGGACCUAUGGCCUUUCCUGUGGACAUUCCCAAAUAGACCCUCCAGUCAGCAGGCCCAUAGGUGCACAGAGAGCUCUGAGAGAAAAAACACAAUUGGCGAUAGUGCGGACAACCAAUCCUGAAUUUUGUUAAUUAACUGACUUUGUGCGUCUAUUGACCUGUGUCUUAUACUAAAUUUUAUGAUUGAACAGUAUUUUAGUAUUGAUCUAAGGGCUUGCUAACCAAAAUGAAUUCCUCCUGUUCACAAUGAGGCCUUAUUCCCUUUGUUAGCUGCCUUAUCCCGUGGUCCAGAAUGGUCUGUCAAAGACACAGGAGCUUAAUCUAACUAGAUAUUUAAGGACUUUGCUGCAUGACCCCAACAACUAGUUUCUAGAGUGGAUCUCUAUUAGGCUUGCGUCCAGAACGAUAGAGCCACAGAGGAAAGACAAAGCCUGUUUUUUUUCCUUACUUAAUUUAAGUGUUCCUCUUUUCAAAAUCUUUCCCUGAUCUUUCAUUCUUUUUUGUGUGAGUUUCAAUGCUUAAAAACCAUGAGUUUAUUUGUGGGGCCAAUAUGUACCGUGGCAGUUUUGACCAAGAUCUGCUUAAUUUAAACUGGUUAUGAAAGCUAGUGAUGUAAAUACGUUCCCUUUUUCUACAGAGUGGUUUUGCCAUUUUAUUUUUUAUUUCUUUGCUAACUUAUUUUUGACUUUUAUAACUAAGAUUGUUGUGUAUUUGUAGAUGUUCUGAAAAGUGAUAUUUUCUGUUUAAUUCUUGCAAUAAAUACCAUUUUCGAUA
Molecule: messenger RNA, 1669 nt
Organism: Mugil cephalus (flathead mullet)
Lineage: Eukaryota; Metazoa; Chordata; Actinopteri; Mugiliformes; Mugilidae
Gene: myog
Product: myogenin
Exons: 3
Coding region: 183-932 (249 amino acids)
Biological process (GO): muscle organ development; positive regulation of transcription by RNA polymerase II; positive regulation of myoblast differentiation
Molecular function (GO): DNA-binding transcription factor activity, RNA polymerase II-specific; protein dimerization activity; RNA polymerase II cis-regulatory region sequence-specific DNA binding
Source: RefSeq, a predicted model, not a curated record